CCGACUUGUUUUGUGUGCCAUUGACUUCCUUGCCGUCACUGUUUUUGUGCGCGACUUCUUUACACUUUCUAAUCGCACCUUCCGCGCCCAGGCGUAUACUCUCGUUUGCUACUGCCUUUCACCGUCUGUCGCUUCUCUGCUAUUUCGUCUUCGUCUACGAAAAGCUCUUCGCUCGCCACAACUUCUACCAACGAACUUAUUCCGUCACUCACACAAACACCGUCACAAUGAAGACCGUCGCCAUUGCUGCCGUCGCCGGCGCCCUCGCCACAUCCGUUGCCGGCUCUGCUAGCCCCGUCCAGAAGCGUACCGAUGUCACAACCAUCACCGUCAAGGGAAAUGCUUUCUGGAAGGGCAGCGAGCGUUUCUACAUCCGUGGUGUUGACUACCAGCCUGGUGGCGCAUCUGACGCGAAGGACCCCAUUGCCGACGCUGAUGGCUGCAAGCGCGACAUCGUCAAGUUCAAGGAACUUGGUAUCAACACCGUCCGUGUCUACACUGUCGACAACACUGCCGAGCACGACACUUGCAUGAACGCCCUCGCUGACGCCGGUAUCUACCUUGCUCUUGAUGUCAACACCCCCAAGUACUCGAUCAACCGUGCCUCUCCCCAGGUCUCCUACAACAAGGUGUACCUCCAGAGCGUCUUCGCGACCGUUGAGAAGUUCGCUGCCUACUCCAACACAUUGCUCUUUUUCUCCGGAAACGAGGUCAUCAACGAUGACUCUACCACCAACUGCGCUCCUUUCGUCAAGGCUGUCACCCGUGACAUCAAGUCGUACAUGAACGCUCGCAAGCUCCGCAAGGUUCCCGUCGGCUAUAGCGCUGCUGACGUUGAGUCCAACCGUUACGAGAUGGCCGCCUACAUGAACUGCGGCGAGGACUCCGUUCGCUCUGACUUCUACGCCUUCAACGACUACUCGUGGUGCGACCCUAACACGUUCACUGGUGCUGGUUGGGACCAGAAGGUCCAGAAGCUCAGCAACUACAGCAUUCCUAUCUUCCUCUCCGAGUUCGGUUGCAACACCAACACGCGGGAGUUCAACGAGGUCAAGUCCAUCUACAGCACCGACAUGUCUUCUGUCUACUCCGGCGGUCUUGUCUACGAGUACUCCCAGGAGGACUCCAAGUACGGUCUUGUCGAGAUCGACGACACCAGCGUCAAGGAGCUUACCGACUUUACAACCCUCAAGAACGCCUACGCCAACGCCACUGACCCCUCCGGUGACGGUGGUUACAAGUCCAGCGGUUCUGCCUCCACCUGCCCUUCGAAGUCCUCGUCCUGGAACGUCACUAUCAGUGAUGACCAGCUCCCUGCCUUCCCCAGCGGUGCUAGCGACUACCUCAAGAACGGUGCUGGUACUGGCCCUGGUCUCAAGGGCUCCGGUUCCCAGUCUUCCGGCUCCCAGGAGACUGACUUGGCUGGUGCUGGCGACGGCGCUGUCACUUCCGGUGCUGCUGGCGGUUCCACCAGUACCUCUACUCCCAGCAAGGGUGCCGCUUCUGCCCUCCGCCCCGGCGAGUUCUCGUUCGCUCCCCUUGCUAUGGGUGCUGUUGUUCUCGUCUCCUCCCUCUUCGGUGGUCUUCUCGUCUUGUAAGAUUAGUCGCAUAAGCAGGCCAUUUCUCCCAUGUCUUAGCGCUGUAUGAGGUUACAGGCAGGAUGUAAUGCAAAGACCCAGUGCGGGCACCGUUUUCUUGAUGUUAGACUUUCCUUGGUGUUGUCGGCUCGUAACGAUGGUCGACCUGGCGUCUUUGACGAGAUUCGAUCACUUUGGUCGUUGUAUAUAAAGUAGAAAUCAGAAAGAAAAUUCAAGUCCA
Macroventuria anomochaeta is the source of this 1818-nucleotide messenger RNA. RefSeq names its product glycoside hydrolase family 72 protein. NCBI's taxonomy places the organism in Eukaryota, Fungi, Ascomycota, Dothideomycetes, Pleosporales, Didymellaceae. The coding region runs from base 228 to 1598 and encodes 456 amino acids. Gene Ontology annotation, cellular component: cytoplasm; fungal-type cell wall. Gene Ontology annotation, molecular function: 1,3-beta-glucanosyltransferase activity. Gene Ontology annotation, biological process: fungal-type cell wall (1->3)-beta-D-glucan biosynthetic process. The transcript is spliced from 4 exons. The record is from RefSeq and is a predicted model, not a curated record.